Octopus sinensis (East Asian common octopus) is the source of this 1361-nucleotide messenger RNA. RefSeq names its product U6 snRNA-associated Sm-like protein LSm4. The record is from RefSeq and is a predicted model, not a curated record. Bases 102 to 515 code for a protein of 137 amino acids. Gene Ontology annotation, cellular component: spliceosomal tri-snRNP complex; P-body; U6 snRNP. Gene Ontology annotation, molecular function: U6 snRNA binding. NCBI's taxonomy places the organism in Eukaryota, Metazoa, Mollusca, Cephalopoda, Octopoda, Octopodidae. The transcript is spliced from 6 exons. Gene Ontology annotation, biological process: P-body assembly; nuclear-transcribed mRNA catabolic process; spliceosomal snRNP assembly.
AAGUGAAGAAGCUGAUACGAAAGUUUGGCUAUAAAAGCCAAGUCAGCGCAACCGGAUUCGGUGAUAUGGCGGUUGAAUGAUUCGAUUGCGGACGAGAGACAAUGUUACCAUUAUCCUUACUCAGAACUGCUGUCAACCACCCAAUGCUGGUGGAGUUGAAGAAUGGUGAAACGUACAAUGGUCAUUUGGUCAGUUGUGACAACUGGAUGAAUAUUAACCUACGAGAGGUUAUCUGCACAUCCCGGGAUGGAGAUCGAUUUUGGCGAAUGCCCGAGUGUUACAUUCGAGGAAGCACGAUCAAGUACCUUCGCAUCCCCGACGAGGUCAUCGAUAUGGUGAAAGAAGAGGUCAUACUGAAGAGCAAAGGUCGUGGUGACAUGAAAGGGCGUGGCGGACCACAGCGAGGCCGUGGUGGACGAGGUACAUUUGGUGGCCGAGGAGGUCGUGGCGGCAGUGUAGGUGGACGCGGUGGAGGAGGAGGCGGCCCAAGACCAGGCAAGCCCCGAGGUGAUUGAGCAUCACGGUGGGGCAGACGUCACAGCAAGACUCACAGACAGAGGAGAGAGAGAGAGAGAGAUUGUACAAACAACAACAACAACAUACAGUGAUUAUUGACCGUUGGGUGGGAAGGGGGAUGGGGAGCUUCACCCCCACCCACACCAUCUCUUCCUUCUCUCUUUUACCUAAAGGAGAACAAAAUAAAGAAAAAAAAGAUGAACAUUUUUUUUAUAAAUGGCAAACACAAAGAAUCGAUCACAAAGUUGAACAGUAUUAACAACAACAGCAAUAAAACAACGACGACAAUAGCAACAAAAAUAGCAGCAACAGCAUUUGUCUGGACAAGAGCUACAACAUUAGCAACAACAAGGGCUGCAACAUUAGCAGCAACAACAAGGGUGCCAACAUUAGCAACAACAACAGGGGUACCAACAUUAGCAACAACAAGGGAGCAACAUUAACAACAACAACAAGGACUGCAACAUUAGCCACAACAACAAGGGUUCCAACAUUAGCAACAACAAGGACUGCAACAUUAGCAACAACAAGGGCUGCAACAUUAGCAACAAGAGCAGUGGCAUCAACAGCAGCAGCGACAGCAUUAGCAAGGACAACAGUAACAUUAGCAACAACAACCACCACCACAACAGCAAUCUCCUAGCAUUUCUGUUGCAAACAUUCCACCUUAGACAUCGCACACACACACACUGCUGUGUCUUUGUGUGUGUGUGAAUAAUCUACAGACACUUAACUGCCCCUGGAGGGGAGAAAAAGAGAGACUACAAUCCCCCUCCAUACAAACCAGUGGCAGCAGUGGGGGUUGGGCUUCAGUUUUCAAUAUAAAUUGUGUUUUUUUCUAAAAA